AUGAUGUCGAAUAUCAAAUCUCUAAUGGAGGAUCUGAAAUGCAAUAAGUGCUUGAUUAAUACCAAAUGCGUUCAGCAGAUUUUCUUGUUCGAAUGCGGACACAUGAUUUGCCAGAGGUGUGAAAAAAUGAUCGUGCGACGUCAAUUUUGCCAUGUUUGUAAAAAAACUGCUAGAAUGAUGGAACUUCCAAAGGAAAAUAUGCAUCCCAUUAUGGAGAUGAUGUUUUGGCCUUUCGAUAAUGUGGUUACCCAAACUAUUAGAGUCAUGAACUUUAAAAUGGCGCAAGAAGCUACGGCUUUGAGAGAUUUGAUGCAAAAUUACAAAGCUGCCAAAGGAAGCGCUGUUACGUACCGUCUCGAACACGAAGCAUUGAUGGAAGAAGCCCGUACGUUGACAGAAAAACUCAUUGCCCAAGGAAAACCUGUUCCAUCAGUAAAUAAUCACCUUGAUGACCAAAGCGUUUCCGACGGCUCAUCUAUUAGAUGUGCUGCAUCCCUUUGUGGGUCUACUCCAGGAACAGCCCGUACGGAUGAUCCGAAGGACGUGUCAGGUGAACUUUCAAGAACGGGAAGGAUUGAAUAUUAUGUUUUUACAGAAACAAGGUUUAUUUAUUAUGGAUACAUUCAAAAAAUGGAUUUGGGUUUGGAGGAAAAUUCCGAUAUUAUAUUAAACCAAGCGGCGGAAGUGAGCGCAGAUUUAUUGCCAGUUAAAUUCAGCUCGAGAUAUGGAUACGGAUAUCAUCUUUUCACUGAAUGGCAGCAAAUAAUCAAAAUUGUGAGUGACUAUAUUUUCACUUUCAGUUCAUUUUUCCGAGACAUUCAAAUCUAUGAAACCGUCUACUAUGAAAUCGAUUCUUCAUGGUAA
Molecule: messenger RNA, 864 nt
Organism: Ceutorhynchus assimilis (cabbage seed weevil)
Lineage: Eukaryota; Metazoa; Arthropoda; Insecta; Coleoptera; Curculionidae
Source: the annotation of a GenBank genome assembly